Tuber aestivum (summer truffle) is the source of this 1150-nucleotide messenger RNA. Lineage: Eukaryota; Fungi; Ascomycota; Pezizomycetes; Pezizales; Tuberaceae. The record is from the annotation of a GenBank genome assembly.
CAAGUGUGAAAUCACUAGCGUUGAAAAUUUCCUAAGCUCACAGCACCCGCCCCCUUGGAACCCCAACCAUCCUGCUUUCUCUUCGCACCACUAGUCUCUCGCCUACGAAUCCCGUCUGACCAAUGGCGAAACCACCGUACCCGGGUACCUGUACUCGUACACCGCGAACCAAGAGGUCACAACACGUACCACAAUGAACCCCUGCGAGCCGUAGUCCACCCGGAUACGAGCCGGCACCGGUGAGACUCCCUUUUUUGCGAGACUCCCCAACUCUUCCGUCGACCGUCCGUACUCGAGUACACAUAACUUAGCGUUUUAUGUAGCUCGAGCAAUCGGCCCCAGUCUUCCCAAGAACUCUGUGGGAACAGGUGCUAAUAUCGGAGCACUCAUGGUAAGCACUUACGCCGGUAAUAAAUCACUUAGUCUGAUUGCAGCGAUAGGUUCCAGGUCCAAUGCCCCCCUAGACAGUUGGGUUUGCCCAUUUAUGGCAAUGUUAGAGAUCAGAAACGAACGGUUCAUCAAGUACUAGUGCAUAUGCAUGCUUUGUGAUUUGACUCGAUGUCCUAUUGUCGGCAGAGGCUUUCCUUUCUCUCGUUCGGCUCGGGUUUGGGACCACUAUGGCUGGCGUUUCUUUCUUUCCGUUUCCGGGACUGCGGCCAGAUGUUGUCGCCCCUUGAAAAAUCGGCCGCACUGGAUGAUAAAUAGCCUCCUCCUGUGUGCAGAUAUACUGGGGUUCUUGGUGGGGCCCGCAUUACCGGUUUCCUUGUACUGGCAGUGCAUUGAGUUGAACUUGCUCUCAUGUGCACCGAGAACCCACACCAUGUAUGAGGGGAACUCCCUGGCUGGAGUAAUGCGAUCGGCAUCUUGAGAGAGAUGUGCGAAUAGAGUGAGAAUGUAGCGCGGGGUUAGCGGGGCCAUGGAGUUGUUUGGGCGCAGCAAGUUGUUCCCGGCUAAGACUAAGCAUCCAGCAGCUCGUGACCUUCGCGGAGAAAAAGGUAAACUUCCGUCUGUAGCUACCGAAGCGCGGAACGCCAGAGGUAGUCCUGAGGGGGUGCGCGGUAUUUGUGAGAACAUUCCGGGCCUGGGAGUUAGUUCAGAAUGCUGCAUGCUAGACUCGGCGGGGUGAGGUAAAUGUAAGACGAGCCAGCUC